UUCUGGUAGACCAGCCGGAAUCGCCACGAGGUCUCCUGGGGGGAUUUUACAACCAAACUGGGAUCUAUGAGUGGGAAGGUGAUCAAGCCAAAAGAAGAGAAAGAUGCUUCGAAAGAGUUGAUUUACUUCUCUAGACUUUUUUUUCUUUGUUUCUUUUUUGUUUUUGUUUUCCGUUUCGUUCUAACUUAAGUUCAUUUUGUUAUGUGGUGACCACAGUUAUGGAUGACGCUCCCCCUGGCACACAGGAGUAUAUUAUGUUACGGCAAGAUUCCAUCCAAUCUACGGAAUUAAAGAAAAAAGAGUCCCCCUUUCGUGCUAAAUGCCACGAAAUCUUCUGCUGCCCUCUGAAGCAAGUCCACCUCAAAGAGAACACAGAACCCGAAGAGCCACAGCUUAAAGGCAUUGUGACGAAACUGUACAGCCGGCAAGGAUACCACUUGCAGCUGCAAGCAGACGGGACUAUCGAUGGCACGAAGGAGGAGGAGAGCACCUACACUGUGUUUAACCUCAUACCCGUGGGUUUACGAGUGGUGGCGAUUCAAGGCGUUCAGACAAAAUUGUACUUAGCGAUGAACAGUGAAGGAUACUUGUACACAUCGGAACAUUUCACACCGGAAUGCAAGUUCAAAGAAUCAGUUUUUGAGAAUUACUACGUGACUUACUCCUCCAUGAUCUACAGGCAACAGCAGUCUGGGAGAGGCUGGUAUUUGGGUCUUAACAAAGAAGGCGAAAUCAUGAAAGGAAACCACGUGAAGAAGAACAAACCCGCAGCACACUUCCUUCCCAAACCAUUAAAAGUGGCCAUGUAUAAAGAACCCUCCCUCCACGAUCUUACAGAAUUUUCACGGUCCGGCAGUGGAACCCCGACAAAAAGCAGAAGCGUCUCAGGAGUCCUAAACGGCGGGAAAUCCAUGAGCCAGCAUGAAUCGACGUAGCCAGGUUGCGGGGGGGCAAGCGGAGAGAUGCAUCAACGGAACCUUACCUCUGGAAUCACGGUCGAUCCCUCCCUUAGCAGUCAAUCAUCCAAACUUUCUGUUCCAGACGAACCGCCGAACUUGCAUAGGGGUCAUGUGUCUUACCAGCCAUUAGACCUGGUUGUUCAAA
Messenger RNA from Euleptes europaea (tarantolino), 1104 nucleotides. It is a transcript of the gene FGF13, whose product is annotated as fibroblast growth factor 13. The record is from RefSeq and is a predicted model, not a curated record. Gene Ontology annotation, biological process: positive regulation of protein phosphorylation; animal organ morphogenesis; positive regulation of gene expression. The transcript has 6 exons. Gene Ontology annotation, cellular component: cytoplasm. Gene Ontology annotation, molecular function: growth factor activity; fibroblast growth factor receptor binding. Bases 219 to 935 code for a protein of 238 amino acids. NCBI's taxonomy places the organism in Eukaryota, Metazoa, Chordata, Lepidosauria, Squamata, Sphaerodactylidae.